GGGCGCGUUCCUGAGCCAGCCGUCCCCAAAUACUGUCUAGGUAGGUAGCUCGCUUUGUUUUGAGACAUCGUCGUGCUUGUGUUUCCAGAUAGAGCUGGAGCGUGAACCAUCGUCGUUAUUUGAUAUAUAUAUAUAGCCUACACUGCGUCGCGUCGGUAUGACAGAAACAUUCAGCGUGCGCGAUCACAGGCAACUGACGCGUUUAUACUGUAUGAAUGGAGGCUAUCACCUUCAGAUCCUCGAGGACAUGACAGUGGCUGGCACACGAGAGGAAAAUAACUAUAGCGUACUGAGAAUUAAAGCCACAAGUCCAGGAGUUGUGGUUAUUGAAGGAACAGAAGCAGGCCUAUACCUCUCCAUGAAUCAAGAUGGCAAGCUGUUUGGAUCAACAUCAGUAACAGACGAAUGCUACUUUUUGGAAAGAAUGGAGGAAAACCACUACAACACAUAUCAGUCCAACAAGCAUGGUGAAAAAUGGUAUGUCGGAAUUAAAAAGAAUGGAAAAACGAAACUUGGCCCGAGGACACACAUUGGACAAAAGGCUAUUUUUUUCCUCCCUCGACAAGUUGACCAGCCACAGGAGUAAAACCCAAAACCUGCUAGUAACACAAAUGUGAAUAUGCUUAGUUUAACCUAUACCUCUCCAUAUCACGAAGAAAACCUGCAGACAGCUUGAACUUAAGACUGGGGCUGUUUACAUUAUAACUAUAAAAAAUAUAGUUUUAAAAAUCGUUUUAUUUUCAAGAGAAUAUCUUUACAACCUAACCGUAAAGAUACAAGGUACAAUAUUGUUAGGAUCACUUGUUAAAUGAUUUCUUCCAAGUGAUGUACGAUAAACCACUGACAGCCAUUCAAAUUUACUUCUAAUCUAAAGUGCACGCGCAUUUGAUAUUAGUUAAUGCCAUUGAAGGUAAAUGAUUUGUGUAAGUGCUGCACCUCGCGAGCAAAUUAGUAUAAAGUUAUUUUCCGGUGGUGUGGACGUUAUCGUUAUAAUACCGUUAUAAUGUGAAUGGCCCUUAACCCUACAUCCCAAUUUGCGUACUAUCCAUCCUAAAUAGUAUUUAAAAUUAGAAUUAGUAAGUCCCAAAUUGUAGUAUGUUGAAAUAAGUAAGCUUAUCUAAAAAGAAGCAUUCAAAGCAUUAAAGGAAAACAUCACCGUUUUUCAAUAUGUUACUAUGUUCUUAUCCAAACUUGGAUGAAUUAAUACAUCCCUGUCUUUUUUCAAUGCGUGCACUUCAUCUUUGCACAGCGCAUUGUGAAUGUGUUAGCAUUUAUCCUAGCCCCAUUCAUUCCUUAGGAUCCAAACAGGGAUGAAUUUAAAAGCCACCAAACACUUCCAUGUUUUUCCCUAUUUAAAGACUGUUAAAUGAGUAGUUACACGAGUAAGUAUGGUGGCACAAAAUUAAAUGUGCGGAUAAAAAAUAAGAACUAUAUUGUAUGGCGGAAGAGCACUUGUUUAGCAGCACUUCGACCUCCAGCGCAGUAAUAUUUACGGAAGUUUGAGCGAGAGGGGGAGGAGUCAGGAGUGAUGAUGUUAAUGCGCGCCGAGGUCGAAGUGCUGCCAUCUUAGUGCUCUUCCUCCCUACAAUAUAGUUCUCAUUUUUUAUCCGCUUUAAAAAAUCACCAUGUUUUAUUUUGUGCCACCAUACUUCCUAACUACUCAUGUAGCAGUCUUUAAAUAGAGAAAACAUGGAAGUGUUUGGUGGCUUAGAAGUGUUUUACAGUACAUACUAUAAAGGGCAUAGUAUAAGUAGGCGAAUUGGGAUGCAGCUUAAUUGUAAUAUUCUAAAUAUAAUGCAGUAUACUCACUGGGCACUGUAUAGAUUGCUAGUAAUGUGAUGGGCACGCAUUUACCUCCCCAAAUGCCUUUAUUCUUCAUGAAAUAUUUCAUAAAGUGCUGGCAGACCAUGCAAAGUUUUUCCAAUUUUAUACGGUCCAAUUUUGGUAUUACUGCAGCCUUUUUAUCAGCUUGAACAAGUUUAGCUAUUCCUCAGUCUGACCUCUGUAAUCAUCAAGAGAUUUUUCCCUGAGAACUGCAACUUUUUGGACCAUUUUCUGUAAACCCUAGAGAUAGUUAUACAUGGAAAUCCCAGUAGAUUGGCAGAUUGUGAAAUACUUAAACCAGCCCAUCUGGCACCAAAAUGCCAUGCCAUGUUCAGUCACUUAAAUCACAUUUUUCUCCGUUCUUAAGCUUGGUUGAACUAUUAACCACGAUAGAGCCUAUUAACCACGUCUACAUGCCGAAUGCAUUGAGUCGGUGCCACGUGAUUGGCAUGUACACUUUGCUAACAGACUUCUGGAAGGGCCCUUUAUCGUUUGGAACGCCACUACAAAUGGCAUCCCCUUGGUGAAGGGUGCCAUUCGGAAAAUGCCUAUUAUGUUAUACCAGUGAUUUCUAACACCCUGUUCCUGGAGGCACGCCAACACAGGGUUCUGGCUAGAGGGGAUACAGCUACAGCCAACUCUUGGAAGAAGUAAGGUUCAAGGGUAGGAUUAAGAUAAAAACAAGUUUUGGCUAAAUGGGGUACAGCUACAGCCUACAUCCUGUGAAAUCUUGAGGUUAGUGUUAGGAUGAAAACAGUGCUCAUUUGAUGAGAUUUAACAAGUUUUGGCCAAAGCUGUAUGCCUUCUAUCCACAACCCCAACGCAGUACAACACUUACUAUUUAAACACACCUGAACCCAUUCAUCAGCUCUUAAGUAGAGACUCCAAGGUGGGAAAUAAUGGGGUCAAGUUUGGGAGACAUCCAAAAUGUGCAGUGCUGGUGUGUCUCCAUGUUACAAAACGCUCUAUUAUAGCAGAAGUUUGAUGACUCUUGAAUGUUGCUAGAUUAAAGCUUAUUAUAUAAUUAUGCACUAACCAAACUUAAAAUAUGUAAUGCACUACUAUAAAAAUAUUUUGUUUUGUAAUUUAUUCUUAAAUUUAAGUUGUUUAAUUUUUAACAAAAUUUUUUGAAGAUUGUUUAUUCUUGUAUAUUAUUUGUUAUAGUUUAACCUGUUCUGUACCUUUUCACUAACAGUAUAUAGAUAAAUUAUAGUUAUUAUAUCUUGAAUGUACAGUUAAGAGUUGAUCAUAGUCAUUUAUUCUAUACUGACGCUUCAGUGCUGAGCUAUGGAUAAAGAUUCUUUAUGAUAUAUAUAUAUAUAAAAAAAAAAUUAAAUCCAUCUAAAAUGUACAAAAAAAACAUUUUCAAGAAGGAUAAUUAACACAUUAAAACCUUAAAAUCAAAAAU
Paramisgurnus dabryanus is the source of this 3232-nucleotide messenger RNA. The record is from RefSeq and is a predicted model, not a curated record. NCBI's taxonomy places the organism in Eukaryota, Metazoa, Chordata, Actinopteri, Cypriniformes, Cobitidae.